This is a messenger RNA of Leptomonas pyrrhocoris, 1323 nucleotides long. Its product is annotated as putative DNA-directed RNA polymerase III subunit. Gene Ontology annotation, biological process: transcription initiation at RNA polymerase III promoter. Gene Ontology annotation, cellular component: RNA polymerase III complex. The transcript has a single exon. The record is from RefSeq and is a predicted model, not a curated record. Bases 307 to 1323 code for a protein of 338 amino acids. NCBI's taxonomy places the organism in Eukaryota, Euglenozoa, Kinetoplastea, Trypanosomatida, Trypanosomatidae.
GCGGAGUACGUAGCUCCCUGUCGGGUGGAUCCCUUCAUUCAUACAGCGGCGCAGCAGGACUGGGUGUCGCCCUCACGCACAGAGGUGACAGAGGAAGCGAGAAACGAGAGAGCAGGAAAACACGCGGUGCGCGCGCCAUCAACUCCUCCUAUAUAUUAUUUUCUUCCUUUGACGAUUUAAGGGCAACACGCAGCUUUAAAUCCGUCUCUGCGCCGGACGUCUAACCUAAUUGAAUAACCGCACGUUUGAAAUUUAAAGAAAAAACUAAAAGGCAAGAAGAGCACAUACGCAGCAACGUCGCGUUAAAUGUUCGCUUCCUAUGUGCUCUACGACACCGUAGCCAUCGAGGCGGUGUACUUCCCCCACAACUUCGCCGCCGCCGCCAGCAGCGGCGCAGACGCCUCCCACGCAGUCCGGGCAAACAACGCCGAAGACAACAGCCUCCACCACAGCAUUCACCGUCACAGCGGUGGUGACGGCGACGGCGACGAUAAUGAUGAGCCUUAUGCGCUGACGCUGCGCGACGUCGUACUGCACCGCUUAACCGAACGCUACGUCGGCCGCGUUGUCCCCUCCCGGGGGCUUUGCGUGGCGAUCACGGACGUCAUGGAGUACUCCGCCAGCUGUGUGCGCGGCGCGGCGGCCUCGGCGUGGCUGACGGCCACCUUCGGCGUGUGUGUGUUUGCCCCCACGCCUGGCACACGCAUGCGAGCCCGCAUUGCCCACCAAAGCGCGGCCGGGGUUUUCUUGACGUUGGAUUUGUUUGUGUCGGUGCCUUUUCUGGUACCCGCGGCGGUGCUGGUGCCCGGCUCACGCUACCACGCGGCGCAGCGCUGUUGGUAUCUGCCUCUGGACAGCGGUAGUUGCGGUAGUAGUGGAGACAAGAACGGACUCGUUAGCUCCAUCGACGGCGCAGAUCCUUUCUCGCGGCAGAACGGCGACAUCAGCGAGAUGGGGGGAGAGUUGUCGUGCACGGCAGCGGCUGGUGCCGUGAGGUCAGCGACGAGUGCCAUGGCACCGCCGAGUGCGCCGCACAACAAGUACAUGGUCGGUGCCGAGGUGAUUGUGAAGGUGGUGUCGUGCACGGUCUUGUCCGAGGAGGCGGUGGCGGCCGCGGCGGAAGAAGCAGCGGCGGAGACAGAGAUGGAGUGUAACGGCGGGGGAAGCGCCUCCGUGCGCUCGCUCUCGACGCUGCCGUCUUCUGCCGGGGCGGGGGCGGAGUUUGGUGGGACGUGGACCGAUGGCCCGCCGCCCAUCAUGGAGCUACGCGGCAGCUUCGUCGGAGACGCCCUAGGACCCAUCGCGUGGUUUGACGACGCCUAA